Messenger RNA from Cyclopterus lumpus (lumpfish), 2501 nucleotides. RefSeq names its product transmembrane protein 268 (gene tmem268). The transcript has 9 exons. NCBI's taxonomy places the organism in Eukaryota, Metazoa, Chordata, Actinopteri, Perciformes, Cyclopteridae. Bases 163 to 1251 code for a protein of 362 amino acids. The record is from RefSeq and is a predicted model, not a curated record.
GAGAGAGAGAGAAAGAGAAAGAAAAAGAAACUCUGCUGAGGAACAUUUGGCGGUGAAAGUAACAAGCACUACAGUCUGUUGGCGCAACCAGGAAUACAGUUGUUGCUUUCAAGGGAUCUAUGUGGAUCACAGCUGAGUUGACAUGAUGGACUUUCGUCUAAAAUGCAGGAUGUGGUUACCUCUGAGAUGAUGGAGGACAAGAGCGGAGUAUCUCACGUGAUGGAGGAGAGUCCGGUGGAUGUGCAGAUCAGUCAAAUCAAAGCUGAGCCACAGCAGGCCAACAUCAACAGACCUAACUGGUCCAAUGGUCAGUGUGUUGUGGCGAUGCCAAGCUGUUCGUUGCUUAACCCGAGCUUUGAUCUGUCACUGUGCCGUGCCAAACUGGAGAAUGAUGGCUUUCAGAUUCCAGUCCGGGACAUGGAGGCUCCGCUGGAGACAGCUCUGAGCGUUCCCUCAGUCAGGAGAUACCUGGUUUUUAACUCCGCUCUCUUCCAUUUUAUACUGGCACCGGUGCUGUAUGUGGUGGUGUGGUGCGCCGUGUUCUCCACACUCCACCUCUAUAUCACGGUCAGGGACUACUGGGUCCUCUGGCUCUCUGUCAGCCUGGUCUCCAUCUUACUCACCACUGCCAUCAUCUUCGUCCUCCACUACAGUAACAAGGAGAUCAACAUGAACGUGGACGUUCGGUUAAUCCAGGUGAAUGAGAGGUUGGUGAAACACAAGCUGCUGGUGGCUGUGGCCGACUGGGUGCAGACCUGCGCUGGAAACAUGCAGCUGUACUUUGUGUUUUGGGACAUGUCUCACUGUCUGAGGGCGCUGACUGAAACUUUAGAGGAGCAAAGCUUUGUGGAGGAUGACACCCAGAACAAAAUGAAGAGGAAAAUGUCGCACCUCGUUCUUGUGACGGAGGACCCGGCUGUUGACCCCGAGCUUGGCGGGUCCGAUGUGGAGCAGGACUCCAGUGAACAGAGGCCUCUGCUGAGACAUGAGGACACUGGCUGCAGUACCUCCUCCAGCCAGUGUGGGGGCGCCAAAGUCACAACCAACUAUAGCCUCUUCCCUGAUGCGUCGUUACCUGCCCAGGCUAAAGCCUACCAGCUUCUGAUGACCUACAGUGCCACUUAUGUGAGGCUGCUGGUGUCCGACAGGCUGCCAGGACCCUCAAACUACCGCCUGGGCCCUCGGAGGAAUCACUGCUCCAACGCCCAUCUCUGCCUUUGCCAGUACAUCAAAAAGAAAAUCCUUCAAUAACAGAACCAGAGUCAAACCAGGAACUUUGAACUAGUGGACUAUAGUCUUUAAGACUUUUGCCUUCCACGCAUGCCCUUGAGCAGACAAACUGACAUGUAAGAGCAUUUCCUCUGGAGCAUCAUGAUGUUUUUAUCCAAUCAAGGAGCUGUUUGGAGCUUCACACUCUUGGUUUCUGUGGGCCGGCUCCUGUGCUGCUGUCUUCACGCCAGCUCUGUGUUUGCAUCAUGUUGUUUUGGUCCCAACAAUUUCUGCACCGUGCCAAACACUGUCUGAUCCACCUGCUGUCAAACAAUAUUUGCAUUCUUGUACACAUGGCAAUCACAGCCUUAGUUACUGUAAAAUUAAAAAAAUUAUCAUCACUGUAUAAAAUACAACACAUAAAUGGUAAACUAGUGCUUUUAUAUCUUUUUGGCUUGUGACCUUUUACUAAAAGUCAGUGUCUAGUCGUGCCUAAUUGUCACAUGUAAGAUAGACCAGUACUUUUACUUCUGAUUCUUUAAGUACAUUUGGCUCACAAAACUUAUUUCCUUUUACUUAGUAGGAGUUUGACAGUGCUGGAAGAGGUAUUCAGAUGUUCUAAAAUUAAAAUGUAAUGUCAGAAUGUAAGAAAUACUUAAAGUACGAAAAAAAUACUUAAAGUAUGAAAAGAAAAAACACUGCAGCCGAAUGAGAAGAGUCACAGUGGUACAUUACUAUAUUUCAUAUUCUUGGAUUUAUAUUUGUUGAUUGAGCGAUUUCAUGUUUAAGUUGCUGGAGUUAAAGUGAUUAUCGCCAAAUCUUUAUGAAGGUAAAUUAUUCUGUAACGAUGCAUUUUAUUUCAAGGACGGAUCACGUUUUGUGUGUAGCAUCUAAGCAUCAUCAUCUGUAGCAUCACCUGCAAAGUAAAUAGUACAACAUUUCCCUCUGAUAUGUAGUGAAGUAGGAGUAUGACGUAACAUAAAUUAGAAAUGCUCAAGUAAAGUAACUAAAAAUUGCACUAAAGAACAGCAUUUGAGUAAAUCGCAAUAUUCUACCACUGAACUUUAAAUGCAGGAUUUGUGACAUAUUAUUGUGUCUGUACUUUUACUUAUAUAUACUUUUACGUAAUAUGUCUGUUACCACUGAUUGACAAAACGUGUGUAGACAAAAACAAUAGAAGCAUGAAGCGAAAGAAAGAGACUUCCCUUGAUGCAGCUGUGUGAUGAUGCUGAAAGCAGGUUACCAUGAAUCCUUGGCUGGAUAUAUUACCAUAAAUGUCAGCCACAGAAGUA